AUGAGAACUGACUUGCCUAUGCUUACGAGUGCUCGCGUCGUGGCGAGAUCCUGUCUGGCCGACGGGGAGCUACCACACGUUGUGUAUCGCCUCAAUGAGCUCCUCGACGACUUCUCUGCCGACUGCACCAUUGCUGAGGCCUACAAGCGGACGGGUAGUGUGCGAUUGAUGAAAUACCUCGCCGCUCGUGAAGAUCCCGACGAGAUAAACACCUUCUACCGUCGCUGGCUGUUCAAUACGGUAACGGAGAUGGCAGCACUAAGAGGAGACUUGGAAUCGCUUCAAUGGUUGAUGGAAAUCUACCUCCCCGACGAAUUCUCGCCCAAGGUUGUGGCAACAGCAGCUGCAAAUGGACACUUGAAUCUCUUGCGGUGGUUGUACGAGAAGUACCGUGACAGAGGUUACUGGAACCACACGGAGAUGUGUGGGGCGCUGACGAAUGGCCAUGUCGAAGUGAUAAAAUGGCUUCAGACACAUGCAGUACCGAGACCUGAAUGCAUGUCGAAGGUGAUGGAUGCUGCUGCGGUAGUUGGCAACCUUGAUACUGUCAAAUGGCUCCAUGAAGAACACAAUGUUUCCAUUUGUAGCGCCUUGUCGAACGCUAUGAGCAAUUGCCAGUGGGAAACGAGUCGGUGGAUCUUGGAACAACGUCACCUGGUCUUACCAUGGAUCAGUUGGGACCAACCGGCAAAGGACGGUGCACUUGAGUUUCUUAAGCUCCUUCAUUCUCACUCCAUCGGCCAUCUUGGCUACUUUACGCUUCAAGCAGCCGCAAGCAAUGGCCACUUAGACAUUGUGAAAUGGCUACAUUUUGAUCUUGGUGCAAUGUUGACAUGUGAUGCCAUGAAGAAGGCAGCCGAAAAUGGCCAUCUGGAUACCAUGAAAUGGUUUCAUGAGCAAGGAUGCACUGGUUGUGACGUUAACACGUUGAUCACCGCUGCUAGUAGUGGACAUCUUGACGUUGUGAAUGGUCAUCUGGAUGUCGUUAAGUGGCUACAUAAACACCAAAGCGACCGCUGCUUUGACGUUCUACUCGACGACGCAGCAACUAACGGUAGACUCGAUAUAGUGCAGUACCUGCAUGAACAAUUAAACGCUAACAGCACAACGUCUGCAAUGGAUGGAGCUGCUCGUGAAGGACACCUUGAAGUGGUCAAAUGGCUCCACGAACACCGAAAUGUCGGCUGUUCGACGUCCGCGAUGGAUUGGGCUGCUCAUAAUGGCAAUCUAGAAAUUGUGAAAUGGCUACAUGCCAACAGAACAGAAGGCUGCACUACAUGGGCCAUGGAUUGGGCUGCGUUUGGUGGCCAUCUUGAUGUCAUCAAGUGGCUACAUGAGAAUCGAAGCGAGGGUUGUCUCGACACCGCUAUGGAUAACGCCGCCAAGAACGGCCAUCUUCAUGUCGUCAAAUGGCUACAUGUCAACCGCACCGAGGGUUGCACCUCCAAUGCAAUGCGCGACGCCGCAAGUAACGGUCAUUUGCACGUUAUACGGUGGCUUGUAAGCCAUCGCUGUGAAGGCUCAACGUCUGUUGCAUUGGCAAGAGCUCUGAUGCGAAAUCACGUGGACGUAGUACUGUUCCUGCAUGCUCUUCGGUCUGAAGAUUUCUCCUUCUUAGCAACACAUUUCAUGUGUCAUUUGUGUAUGGAACUCACUGAAUGGAUUCUGCUUAACUACGCGGAUGAAGUGGAUGGCUGGGAAUUCGAGGUGCCAAACUCCGACUGGCGCUUCAACGAGUGGUGCGCGAGAGUUAAAUUGCAGCGCAUGCAAGACAACGAUGCAUCUACGUGGUGGGUCCUCACUUCGCAUCGGGAACGUUGCAGAAUAAGUAAAAUUUGGUAG
This is a messenger RNA of Phytophthora infestans T30-4, 1842 nucleotides long. RefSeq lists its product as uncharacterized. The record is from RefSeq and is a predicted model, not a curated record. The coding region runs from base 1 to 1842 and encodes 613 amino acids. The transcript has 2 exons. Lineage: Eukaryota; Oomycota; Peronosporomycetes; Peronosporales; Peronosporaceae. Gene Ontology annotation, molecular function: protein binding.